Messenger RNA from Anthonomus grandis grandis, 1375 nucleotides. RefSeq names its product putative nuclease HARBI1. The transcript is spliced from 6 exons. The record is from RefSeq and is a predicted model, not a curated record. NCBI's taxonomy places the organism in Eukaryota, Metazoa, Arthropoda, Insecta, Coleoptera, Curculionidae. The coding region runs from base 296 to 1375 and encodes 359 amino acids.
CCGUAUUUUUGAAACCAUUCGAAUUUGAUUCGCAUACGAAAUUAGACGAUUUCGCACGAAAAAUCGAUAUUCGUAUUUUCGACCGCAUAGUAUGCGAAUUUUUUCGCAUGCGGUGUCUCGAAUGGGUAUAUACCAUUCGAAUUUCAAAGUUCGUGUGCGAUUUUCAAUUUGAUUCUGCCACUUGUUUUGUUUUGAUUUUAAACCUUAGCUUUGUAUUUUUUUUAAAUUUGUGUGUUCGUUGAGUAUUUUCGUAGUGUUUUUUUGUUGUUUAUUGAAAAAAAAAAACUAUAAUCAAAUGGCAAGAUUAAACUAUCUUGUGCAAAGAAACGUCGUCGAUGCACUGGAAGAGGCUGAAACUCUGGCAGAUAGAAGGAAUAGGAUGUAUUAUUCAUUUCUUGACCCAUUUGAAAUGUAUUCAGAUGCUCAAUUUAUUAAAUUAUAUAGAUUAAGCAAGCCUCUUACGAUGGAAUUAAUAGACUUACUAGAGCCUCACCUCACAGCUCCAUCUAGGAAAUCAGCAUUGUGCAUUCCAAGGAAAAUUUUAACAACAUUACGAUUCUUAGCAAGUGGCAGUUACCAGUUGGAUGUAGGUAGAAAUAUGAAUCAUGCUGUUUCACAAAGUAGCGUGUCAAAUGUGAUUCAUGAGGUAAUAGAUGCUCUUAAUAUGCCUGAUAUAUUUAACAAGUAUAUUCAUUUACCUCGAAAUAGAGAUGAACUGUCAGAUUUAAGGAACAAGUUUUAUAUGACACAUAACUUCCCUGGAAUAAUUGGCAGCAUUGACUGCACUCAUAUAGCAAUAGUUGCACCGAAGAGGAACCAGUACCCAGAGGAAGCAUAUGUGAACCGCAAGGGCUACCAUUCAUUAAAUGUGCAGUUGAUCUGUGAUCCAGAUUUAGAAAUUCUAAAUGUCUGUGCCCGAUAUCCUGGCAGCAGUCAUGACAGCUAUAUCUUUAACAAUAGUGCAGCCUACCAAUAUAUCAGACAACUGUAUAAUAAUGGCUAUACUUCUUUUUCUUUCUUAGGUGAUUCAGGGUAUGCACUAAGGCCAUGGAUGCUCACCCCAAUCCAAAAUGUAUUGCCAGGAUCUCCUGAAGAGAAUUAUAAUAUUCGACAAAAACAAGCAAGGUCCAUUAUAGAAAGAUGUAAUGGGGUGUUAAAGCUUAGAUUUCGUUGUCUUUUAAAGCACAGGGUUCUUCAUUAUGAUCCAACCACAGCCUCAAAAAAAAUUAAUGCUUGCACAGUACUGCACAAUAUGUGCAUUAUACAUAAUAUACCUCCCGUAGAAUUUGGUGAUGAAGAGGAAGAUAAUUAUAUUGAUAUUGACUAUGGAAUCUAUAUAAAUGAUAAUGAUAUCAUACAAGUAAUAAGAGAGUAA